Cooperia oncophora is the source of this 942-nucleotide messenger RNA. Lineage: Eukaryota; Metazoa; Nematoda; Chromadorea; Rhabditida; Trichostrongylidae. The record is from the annotation of a GenBank genome assembly.
AUGUCGAAACAAAUCAACAAGGUGACAAGCAGAAGAAUGCAUGCUAAACCGAGUGAAGAUUCGAAAGGAGAAAUAAAAGAUGCAGAAAAAGAGGAUGUCCUGAAAAAGAAGAAAGAAAAAAGGAAAACAUCGACCAAGGAAGAGGAAGAGUACACGGAUUUUGAAGAAGUGGAUGCUCCCAUGAAACCUGCGGUGGUCGAGAUUCUUUCGAAAGAGAAACAAGUUGGAGUGUUUCCUGGAGACUUGCCACCCUACGACAAUCCGACGAUUCAGCCAGUAAGCAACGAUCGUAACCACUCGGAAGAAGUGAAUAAAGGUGCAGAUUCCACGAUGAACAUUUCCAAGAUUUCCCAAGCAAGCGAAAGUGGACGUGCUGAAACACAACCAAAAAGUGAAUCGAAAACGGCAGACACUUGCCGGACGGCACUAGCGACGUCCCGUGAUGGGUUUGAGUUCUUGGUCUCGAGCGAAUUUUGCAACUGUGAAAAGUAUGAAACUGGAGGAAAAUCAAAGCCACCAUCUUCAAGACGUCACCACGUGCAUCGAAACGUUGAAGUACUGAAAAUGUCUAAAGAAGGGAUGGAGUUUCUGCUUUCGAGUGAACCGUUGCAACUCAAUAGCGAGCAACCUGCACUCCACGCUUCCUCAAAAUCUCCUCUUCCAAGCAAAUCGCUUCACAGUGAAAUGUCCACAGCUUCGGAUGGAGCUGCGCAGUCACCUGCAGAAAAUUCGGAGCCCAAAGUGCACAACGUGUCUGACCAGGGAAUAACCCCAGCAGAAUCAGCUCCAGAAGAGAAGACAAAUCCACCACGCAAAAAACAAAAGAUAUUGCAACCAAAAGCAUGUGCGGAGGUAAGCACAACUCUUUAUAUUUCAUUGAAUGAGCUUGUAAGUGUGUUCUCAAGUGAUCAUUCGAUCACAAGGGCGAACUUAUUGGCAUAA